Molecule: messenger RNA, 803 nt
Organism: Tricharina praecox
Lineage: Eukaryota; Fungi; Ascomycota; Pezizomycetes; Pezizales; Pyronemataceae
Product: P-loop containing nucleoside triphosphate hydrolase protein
Exons: 1
Coding region: 195-791 (198 amino acids)
Biological process (GO): small GTPase-mediated signal transduction
Molecular function (GO): GTP binding; GTPase activity
Source: RefSeq, a predicted model, not a curated record
GUAACUAGCGUGCUAUCACGCCGGCUCACUCGGCUAGCCUACUCACAAGAAUCUGUCUUCAAAACCUAACGCCCUUCAACGGCGCUUCGUCCUUCGAGCGUAUCUUCUCCUUCUUAAACGGUACCCUCCUCACCAAGCGAUACAUCAACCAGCCACUUUAACCGCCACAUCACCGACGACCUUCGAAACACACCAUGGCACCCAAAAAGCUCACGCCACAGCAACAGCUACAGGCGCAGCGACACCUCGUCGCAACCUUCAUCGGCAGCAGCCGCUGCGGCAAGAGCGUGCUGCUGACAUCGCACCUCUUCAACAUCUUCAGUUCAUUCUACGCGCCAACUCUGGAUCAAGUGUUCGUUGCGGAUCCGCCCGUGACACACCCACAUCUUCCGGCGAUCACGUACGUCGACGUCGGCACGGGGCCUAACACCAGCGACCGCUUCAUCCCCCUGCGCACGCAGACCAGCGACGUCGUCGUCAUCGUCUUCUCGGUCGUCGAUAAGUCCACCCUCGAGGACGCCGUGUUUAGAUAUGCUGUCUUCGCGAAGGACUAUAAUAAGCCCAUCGUGCUGGUCGGUACCAAGGCGGAUCUCCGUGGCCCGGGGGAGACACUCGCCGAGAGGACCGAUGAGGUCAUCCCCUGGGAGGCUGAGAGGUACGCGAAGAAGAUUGGCGCAACGGAGUAUGUCGAGUGCUCGGCGCUCAACGAGGAAGGGAUGGCGGACGUUUUCGAGGCACUGGUUAGGGCGGCACUGGGGGAGAAGGUGAGGUUUGGGGAGAGAGAGGGUUAAGGACUAGAUUUG